CCGCCGGACGCCGGAGCCCGACUACAAGUCCCAGGGAGCCGGCGGGGAGGGGGCGAGGGCCUCCCUCGGGGCGGACGGGCUGAGCGGCACCAGUUCCCGGCUGGGACGCCGCCGCUCUGCCCGGCCGUGCCGAGAAGUCCGCGUCGGACGAGCGGAAAACCCCAGGGCCCGGCCGCGUCGGGAGCCGGCCGCGCCUCCGGACGCCCCAGAUUCCCGUUGUUGUUGUUUAUAGUCAGUGCACGAAAUUCCUCCCCAGCGCCUCCUCCCUCCCGCCCCACCUGCUCCUCGGCCUCCCGGCCCCGCCACUAGGGAGCCUGCGCCCUCAGAGCCCGGUGUCGGAGCGGGUGCCGGAGCGCGCAUUCGGCCGCCAUGGGGAAUGGGAUGAACAAGCAUUACGGAUUCAUUUCAUAUUGAAGGAACAGAUGCUUACGGCAUAUCCUGCCUGGCCUGUAUAUUGGCAACUUCAAAGCUUAUCUGUCUCAAAGUGUUCUGUGGUCACAGAGGUGAGUAGAAACCCAAGGAGCCAAGUGGAUGGCAAACAGACUUUUGAUUUCCAAGGAGGUACCCAUGCUAUGUGACACUGAGUGAAUUUAGUGAAAACUGGUUCCUGAGCAUGGAGACAGGGUGUGCUCAAUAGGAGAGAAUACACAGAGGAAACCUGCAGAAACCAGCCAAGCCAGCCUUGUUGGGCUGAGAGCCAACUUUCAUCAUGGGAUCUGAGACUCCACCCUCCUCGAGCAGGCCAGCACACAUUGCUGUCAGUUUCUGGUUGUUGCUUAAAUUCAUGCCAGAGAUGCAGAACAGUUGAGCAGGAACAAGGUGACCCACAUCCUAUCUGUCCAUGAUAGUGCCAGACCCAUGUUAGAGGGGGUUAAAUACCUGUGCAUUCCAGCAGCGGAUUCACCAUCUCAAAACCUGACAAGACAUUUCAAAGAAAGUAUUAAAUUCAUUCACGAGUGCCGGCUCCGGGGAGAGGGCUGUCUUGUCCACUGCCUGGCCGGUGUCUCCAGGAGUGUGACUCUGGUGAUCGCGUACAUCAUGACCGUCACUGACUUUGGCUGGGAAGAUGCCCUGCACACUGUGCGUGCAGGCAGGUCCUGUGCCAACCCCAACCUGGGCUUCCAGAGACAGCUCCAGGAAUUUGAGAAGCAUGAAGUCCAUGAGUACCGGCAGUGGCUGAAGGAGGAGUAUGGAGAGAGCCCUUUGAGGGACGCAGAAGAAGCCAGGAACAUUCUGGGUAAAUAUAAAGAGCAGGGGCGCAUGGAGGCCCCGCCCGGCGCCUGGAGGGAGAGCAGCUUUCAGGCCCUGCCUCCUCUGGCCUACAGCAAGUACCCUACGGAGACCUAACACUGCGACCUGGUGCCUGCCUUUCCGCCAGGCGACCUCGUGUGCGGGGUGCCACCUCGCCUCAGAGGACAGGAGGGGAGGCUGGCGAAGAAAGUGGAUCCAGGCUCCUAUCCAGGACCUCCCCAGCCCUGCCUCAGGCCCUUCCACUCUGUCUUCCCAAAACUUCUGCACUGUCUGGAGGCUGCUCGCUGCCCACACUGUCACUUGCCUCUGUGAGGGUCAUUGUGCACAUGUGUGUGUGUGUGUGUGUCUGCAUGUGUCUGUUUGCAUGUGUGAGUGUGUGAACAGUGACGAGCACUCUCGGUCCACACUGCCAGCUGCUACCACCCCCUUUCCCUUUGCCCAGCGCUCCAAGUGAGGGCUUUCCUGUCAGCAUCUGCAGUGCUGUGCAGCCAGAAGCAGCCCUUGUCUGUGAACACGCACUGAGAACUUGGGCAGUGGCUGAAGGCAGCCACCCCCAGAGCACAGGUGGCCAUGGCAGGGCAGCAGGUGGCCAGACUCCCUCUGAGAUGGCUUCGGGGGCCUUGGAAGAUGUGGCGGUCAGUGUUCUGACCAUUGCCUAGACUUAAUGACUGCCCCAGGAUUGGGCUUCCUGCUGCCUCAAGUCAGGUCCCCUUGGAGCCCAUCAUGUCCCCAGGUUCUGUGUGGUAUUUGUUCUCUCUGGCACCCACUGCAUUUUAGUUCCAUGGGGAGCACUACCAAUUCAGCCAAAGCUGUAUGCUCUGAAUGCCCUGCCUUUCUCUUCCCUCCAGCUUCACUGACUCCCAACCACUUUCUGUCUCUCUCUGCCAGGGGCCCUUCCAAAGGCUUGCUCGCACUUUUAGGUUUGGGGAAGAAAGAACAUUUAUUAGGCAUUGUAGCAGUUUGCAUUUAAAGAUACAAUUUUAAAUGUGCACUUAUUGAGCACCUUUGUGUAUGCUGUGGAUUUGAUAUUUGAUCUCAGCUACCUCAUUAAAUGUUUUUUGAAAAGGC
Molecule: messenger RNA, 2319 nt
Organism: Myotis lucifugus (little brown bat)
Lineage: Eukaryota; Metazoa; Chordata; Mammalia; Chiroptera; Vespertilionidae
Gene: DUSP22
Product: dual specificity phosphatase 22
Exons: 9
Coding region: 859-1347 (162 amino acids)
Biological process (GO): regulation of cell population proliferation; positive regulation of JNK cascade; transforming growth factor beta receptor signaling pathway
Cellular component (GO): cytosol
Molecular function (GO): protein tyrosine/serine/threonine phosphatase activity
Source: RefSeq, a predicted model, not a curated record